Molecule: messenger RNA, 1291 nt
Organism: Mus musculus (house mouse)
Lineage: Eukaryota; Metazoa; Chordata; Mammalia; Rodentia; Muridae
Gene: Rpl18a
Product: ribosomal protein L18A
Exons: 5
Coding region: 68-598 (176 amino acids)
Biological process (GO): translation; cytoplasmic translation
Cellular component (GO): cytosolic large ribosomal subunit; cytosolic ribosome; cytoplasm
Molecular function (GO): structural constituent of ribosome
Source: RefSeq, marked validated
AUGGUGAGAGCCUGCGCGAAAGACAACACUUCCUUUUGUGACUGGCGGUGAACGAGUGCGCAGUGCCAUGAAGGCCUCGGGCACGCUUCGGGAGUACAAGGUGGUGGGGCGCUGCUUGCCAACCCCAAAAUGCCACACACCACCACUGUACCGUAUGCGAAUCUUUGCACCCAACCAUGUGGUGGCCAAGUCCCGCUUCUGGUACUUUGUGUCACAGCUGAAGAAGAUGAAGAAGUCAUCCGGGGAAAUUGUGUACUGCGGACAGGUGUUUGAGAAGUCACCCCUGCGUGUGAAGAACUUUGGCAUCUGGCUGCGCUAUGACUCCCGCAGUGGCACACACAACAUGUAUCGGGAGUACAGGGACCUGACCACUGCUGGUGCAGUCACACAGUGCUACCGAGACAUGGGUGCCCGACACCGUGCCCGUGCCCACUCCAUCCAGAUCAUGAAGGUGGAAGAGAUUGCAGCUGGCAAGUGCCGCCGGCCAGCUGUCAAGCAGUUCCACGACUCCAAGAUCAAAUUCCCACUGCCCCACCGUGUGUUGCGGCGCCAGCACAAGCCACGCUUCACCACCAAGAGGCCCAACACCUUCUUCUAGACACAGAGACCCACUGAAUAAAAACUUGAGACUGUCCUUGCUUGUUUGCUUCUAUGUCCCUGGAGAGGUCCCAGUUGGUCCCGUCCCUAACAACAUGCUAGCCCUGCUCACCUGCCUGUCAGCCUUGCUCAGUGGCAUCUUUCCAUAGGUGUGUAUCCCCUUAGAUUAGCUUCAGCCCCACUACGAUUUGUCUAGGACAUAGCCUGAGCCCUGCCUGUGACACUGAGGGGUAGCAGUCUGUUUCUGGACUCCAGGGUGCUGCUGUCUCAGGCCUAAGAAUUCCAGACAUGACUAUAAUCCAAGCCUGGGGACCUGGUUGAGCUUUUUAUCCUGCUGGCUCUAAGCUUCAGCUAGGUGGAAAUGAGGCCAGCCAAGCCCCACAGUGAGCUUGCAAGCUUUAGAUGGGGACAGGGUUACGCUUUGGUGAAUGAUGGAGGAAACAUGGGGGUUCCUUUUGUUGGGUGCAGCCAGCACGGCAUCAUCAUGGUGCCCAAUCUUGAAAGGGCACAGGCCUGAAGCUUCCUGGGACUGUUCUGUCACAGGGAGGAACCUACUGCAGUUGCCUACAAUUGCUACCUCUGAGGGACUUGCCUCUGGCCCCUUGUAGACAUUUCCAUGUCUACACAUGGCCCAGAGUACUUUCAGGGAUAGCAAUGUGUGAAUGGCACUUAGAAGAUAACAUGUGAAAGCCAU